CCUGCUGCCUGCAGGUCAUGCCCUCUACAGCUGGCCCUGCGGCUGUACCAUCGGCCUGCAUCCACUUCCAGCCUUCAGUCAGGAGGCCUAGGCCUGAGGUUUGUUUCUCUGGAAAGCCCUGGGUCCAGAGGCGUGUGGAGGGCCCAUUUUCCCAGCAGUCUGUGGCUGGGGGACUGAGCUGCAGCCUGGUGACUCCCCAAGAAAAGGGAGGGGGAGUCUUACUCUAACAUCCCAGUGCCGAGGUGACGGGCCUGCCCUUCAUUUCCAAUGCGCUGGGGCUGGAACCCAGGACUUGAGAUUUCUGAUGGCUUGUGGGUGCCGUGUAAAUAAAGGAGAAGAAGGCUGGGCGGUCGGGGGGCAGAGGCAGGUGGAUCAGGUCAGCCAGAGUGCUCACACAGAGGAACCCUGCUGGAAAAAAAAAAAAAAAGAAAAGCAACAUUCAGUGCCCCUUCCCCAUAGUCGGCCUCUUAUGUCCAGAGUUCCUGUCUCUGGAGCAGUAGUCUAUUGAACUGUGCUUAAAGGGGCCCUGCCAGUCAUAGCUGGUCACAGGAGGACAAGGUCGUUUGUAACGGAAGGAGACUGGGGAGUUGGGGGCUAUUCACUUCUAGUUAAGAUGGUAAGAAAGUGGGAACUGGGGAGAUGGCUCAGAAGUUCUGAUUGGAUUUCUCACAACCACGUGGUGGCUCACACCCAUCUGUAAUGAGAUCUGCUGCCCGUUCUGGGCUGUAGGCAUAAAUAACAGGCAGGACACCGACCAUAAUAAUAAAUCUUUUUGUUUUAAUAUUUAUUAUAUAUACAAUAUAAUGUAUGUAUGUAUGCCUACAGGCCAGAAGAGGGCACCAGACCUAAUUACAGAUGGUUAAAUCUUUAGGAGAAAAAAAAUGUUAAGUAAGGUGAAAGGUGGUGGGGAUGUGCACACAUUUAGUCAUCACUCUGGGACAAAGGUGGACUAAUCUUGGUGAGUUCAAGCCCAGCAUGGUAUACAAAGUAAGUUCCAAGACAACCAGAGCUACAUAGUGAGACUUUCCUCAAAAAAAAAAAAACACCCUUAGGCCAUCAAGAGUUCCAGUCCAGACCCACGUGAUGGGAGAACUUGGCCCUGCAAGUUGCCUCUAUCGGAGUUAGGUGUCAGAACGGUGCUAAAGGAAGCAAAAGACUUGUAAAAACCAUAGGGAACUGAGCACCGGGGAUUUGGUGGUGGCUACAGUUGCUGUCCCCAGAGACACUUUCUAAAGUCACCCAGAGCAGGGUGUGAGGGAGGAGCUGUCACUUGUACUAGGUGGGUGUAACGUGGAAGGCCACCUGUCCUCACAGGAAGAAAGUGGGGAGACACAGACACCCCGGACCACACAUCUGCACCAGCAUGGAGGUCCACCAGUCCCUGCUGCUCUUGCUAGCUCUGGAAACACUGGGCAGUGCAGGCAACACAUUUGAGACCCACAUCAUUGGGGGUCGAGAGGUGGCUCCACACUCUCGCCCAUACAUGGCCUCUCUACAGAAAGACGGGUCCCAUGUGUGCGGAGGAGUCCUUGUGCAUCCAAAGUGGGUGCUGACGGCUGCCCACUGCCUGUCAGAACCGGUACAGCAGCUGAAGCUGGUGCUAGGCCUGCACCACCUCCAUGACUUGCGAGAUCCCGGCCUCGCCUUCCACAUCAAGGCAGCCAUCAAGCACCCUGGCUACAGCCGCAACUAUGAAAACGACCUGGCUCUGUUAAAGCUGGAUGGACGGUUGCGGCCCAGCAGGAAUGUCCAGCCGCUGGCUCUGCCAAGAAAGAACCAAGCCAGGCCGGCAGAAGGUGCUCGGUGCAGCAUGGCUGGCUGGGGAAGGAUCCACCAAGGUGGGCCCCUAGCCCGCGCCCUGCAGGAGUUGGAUCUGCGUGUCCUGGACACCCGCAUGUGUAACAACAGCCGCUUCUGGAACGGUGCCCUCGAGGACGGCAUGCUAUGCUUGAAGGCAGCAGCCAGGAGCCAGGCGCCCUGCAAGGGUGACUCUGGAGGACCUCUGGUGUGUGGCAAAGGCCAGGUGGAUGGGAUCCUGUCUUUCAGCUCCAAAACCUGCACAGACAUCUUCAAGCCCCCUGUGGCUACCGCUGUAGCCCCCUACAUCCCCUGGAUCAGGAAAGUCAUCCGUCGUUGGCCACCCCAUGACCUGGACACGCUCGCUGACCAGGGUGGGGAGGGACUAGGUGUACCACUGAGGACCAAUAAAUGAUGUAUUUGUUCAAUCCA
Molecule: messenger RNA, 2229 nt
Organism: Myodes glareolus (Bank vole)
Lineage: Eukaryota; Metazoa; Chordata; Mammalia; Rodentia; Cricetidae
Source: RefSeq, a predicted model, not a curated record